Durio zibethinus is the source of this 2005-nucleotide messenger RNA. Its product is annotated as protein NRT1/ PTR FAMILY 2.7-like. Gene Ontology annotation, cellular component: membrane. Lineage: Eukaryota; Viridiplantae; Streptophyta; Magnoliopsida; Malvales; Malvaceae. Gene Ontology annotation, biological process: oligopeptide transport; transmembrane transport. The record is from RefSeq and is a predicted model, not a curated record. Gene Ontology annotation, molecular function: transmembrane transporter activity.
AUGGAUUUGCAACAGUCAGCUGGUACUGCUAGCAACAUGAAUGGUUCUGUCGCAGGUGACUACGAAGCGCAGUUGUCAAGUUCUGGUGGGAAACGUGGUGGUUGGUUUACCUUUGUCUUUGUUUCAGCAACUUUGACGGGGUUGAUCAUUGCUGGUUGGGGAUGGUUGACGAAUUUGAUUGUGUACUUGAUUGAGGAAUUCAAUGUCAAGAGCAUUGACGCUACUCAGAUAGCGAAUGUGAUCAACGGUUCCAUCAAUAUAAUUCCGAUUAUUGGAGCAGUCCUGGCUGACUCUUUCCUUGGCUCUUUUCAUGUUGUUUCAAUUUCUUCAGCUUUCUCUUUGCUGGGAAUGAUUGUUCUAACCUUAACAGCAACAUUCAGCUCCUUGAGACCUCAACACUGUGAAACUGGAUCAAGUUUGUGCCAUGGUCCAUCAAAACUUCAAUUAGCUGUUUUGUAUACGGGUAUCACUUUGGCAUCCGUAGGCCUGGGGGUGGUACGCUUUACUCUAGCAACAUUAGGAGCUAAUCAAUUUGAUAAUCCAAAGGAUAAAGGAAUUUUCUUCAACUGGUUCUUCUUUUUCUUUUAUGCUGGUUGUGUUAUAAGUUCUUUAGUCAUCGUCUAUGUUCAGGAUAGUAUUAGCUGGGGAUUGGGAUUUGGCAUUUGUGCUGCUGCUAAUUUUAUUGGUUUGGCCAUUUUCUUCGUGGGAAACCGUUUCUAUCGGCAUGACAAGCCACAAGGAAGCCCUUACACGAGUUUAGCUCGUGUGGUUGUUGCUGCUGUACGAAAGAGGAACAUCUUGCUUUCAUCUGACAGUAAAGAUUAUUGCCACGAGAAUGAUGGAACAAUUAAAACCGCAGCUGCAACGCCUAAACGUAGCUUCAGGUUCUUGAACCGUGCAGCACUGAAAACUGAAGGAGACAUCCAUUCAGAUGGAUCAAUUGCCGAGCCUUGGAGAAUAUGCUCAGUCCAACAAGUGGAAGACCUGAAAACUCUUAUCAGAAUUUUCCCAAUAUGGGCAAGCACGGUAUUUUUAGCAGUCCCUAUUGCAAUCCAGACCAACAUGACAGUUCUCCAAGCUCUAGCCAUGGACCGUCACCUUGGGCCCAAUUUCAAGAUACCUGCUGGAUCUAUCGUAGUCGUGGUUUUAAUCACCACAGCUGUCUUUAUUGCCCUGUUAGAUCGGUUUCUAUUCCCCAAUUGGCCGAAGCUGACUGGCCAGUCGUUAACACCCAAGCAACGAAUCGGAAUAGGCCAUGUGUUCAAUAUACUGAGCAUGGCAAUAUCGGCCCUGGUGGAGUCAAAGAGGCUGAAAAUAGCCCAUGAUCACCACCUCCAGGAUCAGCAUGGUGCCAUAGUGCCUAUGCUAUCUUUAUGGCUGUUUCCACAACUCAUUGUGGUUGGGAUUGGAGAAGCAUUUCAUUUUCCAGGAAAUGUUUCAUUGUACUAUCAAGAAUUCCCUGUCUCAAUGAAAAGCACAGCAACUUCCAUGAUUUCUAUAGUCAUUGGGAUCGCUUUCUAUGUGAGCACAGCUCUGGUUGAUCUGAUCAGGAAUGUUACAGGAUGGUUACCAGAUGACAUAAACGAUGGAAGGCUAGACAAUGUUUAUUGGACCUUUGUCGUGUUGGGGUCACUGAAUUUUGGUUAUUAUUUGGUGUGUGCUAAGUUUUACAAAUAUCAAAAUAUUGAACUGGAGGUGGAAGGUAGUUCCCAGCUUUGAUAAGUGAGGGAAAAACAAACCAGCAGACUUCAUUGUAGAUUUUUUCCAUACGAUGAAAUAUUUACAUGUAAUGAUUUUAUAUAGUAUAAAAUAACAUGUUUUAAAUUUAAGAUUGUUAUUUUAUGUAUUAUGGGCUGGAAAUCACUCAAAACGCACUUUCUUAAUGCAUUCUGAUGCAAUGUUUUUACGAUAAAAGUGCAUUCUCCACAGUUCAGUAUUGCCAAUGUUUUUUUUUCUGUAGUUUAACUGUUUCUGACAUGUUGCAAAAUCCUGAUUACUUCUUUAA